Didymodactylos carnosus is the source of this 1401-nucleotide messenger RNA. Lineage: Eukaryota; Metazoa; Rotifera; Eurotatoria; Philodinida; Philodinidae. The record is from the annotation of a GenBank genome assembly.
AUGGCUGUACUGAUGUGUGAGCGUGCAACACAAUCGUUAGAAAACGUUGUUUCACUUUUGUGCAAUAUAUCCUCAACAUAUUAUGCUUAUUGGUAUCAACGUGGUAUGACAUCAUUAUUAGAAAUUAAUCAAACACAUUUUCAAACAAAAGGACGUUGUAUUGAAAAAUAUCAUUCCGAUCAAUAUGUAUUUAGUGAUCAAGUUAAUCGAUGUAAUCGAUGUAUACUAUUCGUUCAACGGCACAGAAAUUUAUUACAAUAUCGUGAAAGUGAAUGUAACGAAGACACAUCAAGUUCUACGUGUUCAUUUACUCCAGAUGCUGAUCUCUACACUCUUCAUCGAAAUGAUUCGAAGCCAGAACCGUGUCCAAUUUCACCAUCUUAUUCUUUAACAUAUACAAAACAUGGACAUGCAUGCAAUAAAUCCGGUUCUAUUUUGGCCGAAUGCGCAAAUGAAAAUCAGUUUCGUUUACAUUUUGCCUGUUUGAAUAGUACUAUUCAAUUAACUUGUGUUGCCACAUGGACCGAAGGUUUUCACAGUUAUUUUGCUGCACGAACAUAUCAAGAUCAUUAUAUUUGUUUCCAUUAUUCAACAAAACAUAGCCGAAUCACUUCAUUUGAAAUGAGUAUGGCUAGUUCGUGUACAGAUGCGGCUAACAAGCACACAGCUACAGUUAUGAAUCUUUCAUCGACCCGUCAUACGGAGUUACCUUGUACAUAUCCCGAAUGGCUAUAUCGUGAAUGGAAUUCAUUAAAUAAUUCAUUGCAUGUCACAAUUAAUAAUGGGGAAAUUGAAUUGAAUACCGGUGAUUAUGAUAAUUCAAAACGUUUUCAUUGCAUCACGUUACUACAAGCAUUACCAAAUAAAAAUACUCAAAUAUAUCUAGUCCGUUCAUUUGUAAAUUGUCACGUAAUUGAAAAAUGUCUUACUAUUAUUCAGCGUUCGUCAAAUGUCAUAGAAUUAUUAACUGGGCCUAAGGAUGAAUGUACAAAUGAAGAUUUAUUCGAUUUGAAAUUAACAUUAUUUACGAAAUCACUAGAUUCAAUUGAACCUUGUCCAACGAAUCUUGGUCAUUAUUCAUUAUCACCUAUUCUUCAUAAUACUAAAACAUCUAGACGUAUUUAUCAUGUAAAUAAUUUAUGUAAAAAAAUUCGUUCGGUCCAGUUAUCUGUGGGAUGUUAUAAUGAUAAAAAAUUAACAACAACAUUUCAUUGCAUUGAACCAUUUGGAACUGAUGUUGAAGAACAUCGCUCAUUCAAACAUGAUGAUAUUUGUUUGGCAUCAUGGCAACAAGAUACAAUACAAUAUUUGAUUGUUCAAUCAUCUUAUUCUAAUCAGGCAUAUUGUAUGAACAUUAUUACACACGUAGACGAUAUUUAUGCUCAUGAUAAAAAAAUUUAA